Tricharina praecox is the source of this 2321-nucleotide messenger RNA. RefSeq lists its product as uncharacterized. Gene Ontology annotation, biological process: mitochondrial glycyl-tRNA aminoacylation. Bases 31 to 2238 code for a protein of 735 amino acids. NCBI's taxonomy places the organism in Eukaryota, Fungi, Ascomycota, Pezizomycetes, Pezizales, Pyronemataceae. The record is from RefSeq and is a predicted model, not a curated record. The transcript has 2 exons. Gene Ontology annotation, molecular function: glycine-tRNA ligase activity; ATP binding. Gene Ontology annotation, cellular component: mitochondrion; cytoplasm.
GUGUGACUUUGGGAAAGCGCGGUGUGGACCAUGAGUCGCCAAAUACCCCUCCCCCGCUUCUUGGUGUUUCCUCCAAAAAAGUCAAGACUAUUCACCACCUCCGCCACAAUACGGGCCGCAACCCCGACAUUACUCACUCCGAAACCCCGGCUGUACUCAUCGGCCCAGUACUUAACCAGCAGAGUUUCAGCCAGUCCUUUGUUCUCGUGCCGUACCUUCUCCACCACCGUCCGCACCACCGGCCGAUUCGAAGUCCGGGAAACCCAGCUAUCCACGCAAGAGAACGAAAUGGCGACCACCAAAACCGGGCAGCCGCUUGACCGCGGCAUUCUCGACACGCUCCUGCGCCGCCGACUCUUCUACACGCCCUCGUUCGAGAUCUACGGCGGUGUUUCGGGGCUCUACGACUAUGGGCCCCCGGGCUGCGCCCUGCAGGCGAACAUCGUCGAUGCUUGGAGGAAACAUUUCGUGCUCGAGGAGGACAUGAUGGAGGUCGAUUGCACCAUGUUGACUCCUCACGAUGUCCUGAAGACCUCUGGACACGUCGAUAAGUUUGCCGAUUGGAUGUGCAAGGACCCCAAGACGGGCGAGAUCUUCAGGGCCGACCAUCUUGUCGAGGAGGUCUUGGAGGCAAGGUUGAAGGGUGAUCUCCAGGCGAGGGGCAUCAAGAUCGAAAAGGAAGAGAGUGAUGAUAAGAAGAAGAAGAAGGUCAAGGAGAUCAAGGCCGUCAAGCUGGACGAUGCUGUCGUGCAGGAAUACCAGGAGACUUUGGCAAAGAUUGACAAUUACGAUGGCGCUGAGCUCGGCGAGCUCAUCUUCAAGCACAACAUCACCAACCCGGCCAAUGGAAACCCGUUGGAGCCCCCGGUGGCCUUUAACCUGAUGUUCUCGACCUCAAUUGGUCCUUCCUCGAACCUGCCCGGUUACCUGCGCCCCGAAACUGCACAGGGCCAGUUCCUUACCUUCUCCAAGCUGUUGGAAUUCAACAACGCCAAGAUGCCUUUCGCCUCUGCGUCCAUCGGAAAGUCCUUCCGUAACGAGAUCUCGCCCAAAUCCGGUCUUCUCCGUGUCCGCGAGUUCUUGAUGGCCGAAAUUGAGCACUUCGUAGACCCCAACGAGAAGUCUCACCCCCGCUUUGCCGAGGUGGCCGACACCGUCUCCCUCAACUUCCUGGACCGUCACAUCCAGCAGUCCGGCAAGACCACGCUCGUCACCAAGACUGUCGGCGAGGCUGUUAAGGAGGGAAUGGUGGACAACGAGACUCUCGGAUACUUCCUCGCUCGCAUCUACCUGUUCCUGACCGAGCUCGGCAUUGAUCCCGAGAAGCUCCGUUUUCGUCAGCACAUGCCCAACGAGAUGGCCCACUACGCCGCUGACUGCUGGGAUGCCGAGCUCCUGACUUCGUACGGCUGGGUCGAGUGUGUUGGCUGUGCCGACCGUUCUGCCUACGAUCUUACCGUGCACUCCAAGAAAACCGGCCAGCCGCUGAUCGUCCGCGAGAACCUGGACAAGCCCGUUGAGUGGGAGGAGUGGGACGUCGACGUGGACAAGAAGUGGAUGGGCCCGCGCUUCCGCAAGGACGCCAAGAAAGUCGAGCAGGCAAUCGAGGCGAUUCCGCAAGCGCAGCGCGAGAUCCUCGCCGUCCAGAAGGCGAACGGCCAGCCCGUGAUGAUCACCGUCGAGGGCCUUGGCGAAGUCAAGCUCGAAAAGGUCGAGAUCGUCAAGCGCAAGAAGCAGCAGCACGUCCGCGAAUACACGCCGAAUGUCAUCGAGCCGUCUUUCGGUAUCGGCCGUAUCUUCUACUCGUUGAUCGAGCACAUCUACUACACGCGCCCCGAAGACGCUGCCCGCGGCGUGCUCGCGUUCCCGCCAAAGCUAGCACCCACAAAGGUCCUCAUCGUCCCCCUCUCCUCCAACAGGGACUUUGACGCCACCGUCGACAAGCUCUCGCGCACCAUGCGCAAGGGUGGAAUCGCAAACCGUGUAGACGCCUCGGGCGCCAGCAUCGGGAAGCGGUAUGCCCGCAACGACGAGCUGGGCACUCCCUUCGGUGUCACUGUGGACUUCCAGACGCUGAAGGAUAACACCAUCACUCUGCGAGAACGUGACACGAUGAAGCAGGUGCGCAGCAGCAUCGAGGACGUUGUUAAGAUCGUCAAGGACAUCAUUGAGGGCACGGAGACUUGGGAUGUGGUCGUGGAAAGGUUGGGCGAGUUCCAGGGUCAGGAGCUGGAGUAAAUUUGCCUUUUCUUGUAAUUUCAAGAACGGGUGGCUAGAUGUACACAGCAAUCUAGAUCUUGCGGGAUGAUUGUUCUUUGCUG